Aphis gossypii (cotton aphid) is the source of this 1418-nucleotide messenger RNA. Its product is annotated as mitochondrial cardiolipin hydrolase-like. Bases 599 to 1231 code for a protein of 210 amino acids. Gene Ontology annotation, biological process: piRNA processing. Gene Ontology annotation, cellular component: mitochondrion. The transcript is spliced from 2 exons. The record is from RefSeq and is a predicted model, not a curated record. Lineage: Eukaryota; Metazoa; Arthropoda; Insecta; Hemiptera; Aphididae. Gene Ontology annotation, molecular function: RNA endonuclease activity producing 5'-phosphomonoesters, hydrolytic mechanism.
GCAAGGUAAAAGUAUUAUAUUAUUGAAAAUACAUUUUAAAGAACGUUUAAUGAUAAAAAAAUAUUUUGUAUUUAACUUUUAAGCCGGGCGCCCGAGUAUAAAAUUAUGAAGGGCCGAAGAGGACAGAACCAAUUGUCCGCAUACGACAUUUUUUCGUGGGGACCAAUUGUCUGGAGACCGAUUGUCCGUAUCCCCAUUUUAUGUUGUGAGCUAUCAUAUUAUUGUUCUAUGAUAAUAAUUUUCUUUCGCAGUCCGUUGUUAAUUUAAAGUGAUAUCAACCGUCUCUACUCUCUACUUGAGUUACAAAUAUUACUUUUUUUUAGUGCAUUUGUUGUUGUUGUAAUUUUUUUUUAAUGUGUUCUAUUAUUUAAGUCGUCUAUGACCGUAGAUAUUUAAAAUGCUGGAUUUGUGAUUCGUUUAGUGCCUUACUGUUUUCUGACGCUACUACCAAUCCCAAGCAAUAACAAUGUAAAAAAUAAAUUCAUAAAACAAAAAUAUUAAUACAUUUUUUUAUUUUUGACAUUUAACGACACGUGUCCACGUGUUUUAAAUAAAUAUAUUUUUCCGACAGUUCUAUUUAUCUCUAGAUUUGUUUUUUAUGAUGGGAUACAGUUUUAUGUCAAGUACAUUGAUCAAUUGGAUAUGUAUAUCAUGUGUUAGUUCUUCAUUAACAUUAAUAUGGUUACAUUAUGGAAAGAAAAGAACUAAAAAUUCAACCAAAGUACUGUUCUAUAAUCCUGUUAUCAAAUCAACCAAUUGCAAUUGUCGAAACUCAUUUGAUUUUAACUGUUCAUCUCCGAAUUGUUCGAGCAUUAAAACAAAAGAAAUUAUUUUGUGUUUACGAAAAGCAAAAAAGUCAAUAGAUAUUUGUGUAUUUGCUAUAUCUAAUAAGCCCAUUUCAAAUGAGGUUGUUGCUGCCCAUCAACGAGGAAUAUUGAUAAGGAUUAUAAUUUCUAAUUGUAUUUUAGUGUAUUCACAUGAAGUUAAAAUGUUUCUGGAAAUUGGUAUUAAAAUAAAAUACCAAGAAAACAGAGAUACUAGUUACAUGCAUAAUAAAUUUGCUAUUGUUGACUCUACAUGGUUAAUUCAGGGUUCUAUGAAUUGGACACAUCAAGCUACUUAUGGCAAUUGGGAAAGUGUUAUAAUAACAGAUUUACAAAGUUUGAUAAUUCCAUUUUCCAUAGGUUUUGAAAAAAUAUGGGAAAAAACUAUUUUAGUUCCAAUAACUUGAUUGCAUGUUUAUUUUGAAUAUAAAAUUUAAGUUUAAUGUAAAUAAAACAUAUUUUUGCAUUUAACGUAUUAAAGAAGUUUAUUAUUAUUUUUUUUUUAUAUAUAUAUUCUUGGUUAAAAAGUAUAUUACCAUUUUUAAACAAAGUUGUCUUAACAUGUAAAUAUUUUGAUACUAAAUUCUGCAUUGU